Molecule: messenger RNA, 1491 nt
Organism: Corylus avellana
Lineage: Eukaryota; Viridiplantae; Streptophyta; Magnoliopsida; Fagales; Betulaceae
Product: UDP-xylose transporter 3
Source: RefSeq, a predicted model, not a curated record
UGUACACAUUUUGUACCUACGUGUGGUUGUGUUGAAUACGUACAUGUAUACGUAUACGCAGACAAGUUUGUGUAUGGUAUAGAUGUGUAUCAGAUAUUAACUGCCAAGAGUGGGAAUUGAUAUUUUGAUAGAUCCAGAGAGGUAUCGAGAGGUGAGGGGGAAAGAUGAGUGAGAGCCAGAGGUUCCAGCUGGGGACCAUUGGGGCGUUGAGCUUGUCGGUGGUGUCGUCCGUCUCAAUCGUAAUUUGCAACAAGGCGCUCAUUAGCACGCUUGGUUUCACAUUUGCCACAACCUUGACAAGCUGGCAUCUUCUGGUCACAUUUUGUUCUCUUCAUGUGGCGCUAUGGAUGAAAUUGUUUGAACACAAGCCUUUUGAUCCAAGAGCUGUAAUGGGUUUUGGCAUACUAAAUGGAACCUCCAUUGGACUUUUAAAUCUUAGCUUGGGUUUCAAUUCUGUUGGUUUUUAUCAGAUGACAAAACUGGCGAUCAUUCCCUGUACUGUUCUUUUGGAGACUCUUUUCUUUAGGAAAAUAUUCAGUAGGAGUAUCCAGUUUUCACUCCUCAUUCUUCUUUGUGGUGUUGGAAUUGCAACGGUGACUGAUCUUCAGCUCAAUGCACUGGGUUCUUUCUUGUCUCUGCUUGCAGUAAUCACAACCUGCGUUGCUCAGAUUAUGACGAAUACCAUCCAGAAGAAGUUCAAAGUUUCUUCGACGCAACUUCUAUAUCAGUCUUGCCCCUAUCAGGCGAUGACUUUGUUCAUCGUUGGCCCAUUUCUGGAUGGGCUUUUGACUAAUCAAAACGUUUUUGCUUUCAGAUAUACCCCUCAAGUACUGUUCUUCAUUGUUCUGUCCUGCCUGAUUGCUGUCUCUGUAAACUUCAGUACCUUUCUGGUUAUUGGAAAGACAUCUGCAGUCACCUAUCAGGUCCUAGGGCAUCUGAAAACAUGCCUAGUUUUGGCCUUUGGCUAUGUUCUACUUCAUGACCCAUUUAGGUGGCGCAAUAUUUUAGGGAUUUCGAUUGCUGUAGUUGGGAUGGUAGUCUAUUCAUACUGUUGCACUCUUGAGAGCCAGCAGAAGGCUAAUGAAGCAUCUGCGCCAUUGGCCCAGGCAAAGGAAAGUGAAUCUGAUCCUCUUUUAAGUGUGGAAAAUGGAGCUGCGAUUUUAGGUGAUGGUGCUGUUCAAAAAGCCCCUGUAUGGAAUUCAAACAAGGACCUGCACGCAUAAAGCAUUUGCAAUAACUCGUAAUCAUUUUUCUCUAGAUCAAAAUUGGUAGACAAACCAGUCCAGCGAUGAAGAUGUUGCUGGUAAGGUCAUCCAUGUAACCAUUUAGGUAUCUGAGCUUGUGACUACUCAGGAAUGAUAUGGCAGAGUUAAAAGGAAUAGUUAUCUUCUUAUAUAGCAGUUUUGGUUAUCAGUUUUGUAUGAGUCAGGCUUCGUAAUGGAAUGCAUACCAGAAUUUAAUAUGUCAAUUGUAUACUGUUAUUUCCAAACA